Ficedula albicollis (Collared flycatcher) is the source of this 1098-nucleotide messenger RNA. It is a transcript of the gene FAM219B, whose product is annotated as family with sequence similarity 219 member B. The record is from RefSeq and is a predicted model, not a curated record. The transcript is spliced from 6 exons. NCBI's taxonomy places the organism in Eukaryota, Metazoa, Chordata, Aves, Passeriformes, Muscicapidae. Bases 1 to 507 code for a protein of 168 amino acids.
AUGGGGUGUGUGCACACAGGUUAUGGGGCUGGGCUGGUUUGGGCUGAAAAGAAGAGGCUGAACAAAGGGACAGAUGUGGUGGAGAAAAGGGGCCCGUACAUCAUGAGCAAACCUCCCUCCAUUCAGGCCAAGCUGAAGAGGCAGCGGGAGCUGGCAAAGGCAGCGCUGCGGAGGCAGGGGCUGCUGGGGGCACCCACUGCCCUGAAACCGACUCCUAAAAGGUCUGUGAAGUUCAACAAGGGCUACACGGCGCUCAGCCAGACAGCUGAUGAAAACCUGGUUUCCCUCGACUCAGACAGUGACGGCGAGCCAGGAUCCAGGUGCUCCUCAGGAUACUCCUCCGCCGAGCAGGUGACCCAGGACCUGAGCCGGCAGCUGCUGCAGGACGGGUACCACCUCGACGAGGUCCCCGAUGAUGAGGACCUGGAUCUCAUCCCCCCAAAGCCUGCUGCCUCCUCUUCUUGCCCCUGUUGUUUUGGAGAAAGUCUCUCCUGCGUGAUCCAGUAGCUGCACAAGAACAGGUCAAAAUCCAGCACUUUUUUUUGUCCCGUGGGAUGGGUGGUGAGUGUCCGGGUCCCACGCCAGGACGGUGACACGAGGACUGAACGAUGCUGCUCAUGGCAGAGACCAACUGACCCCAAAAGACUUUUCCUUACACUCAGCAAUACUGGGGGGAGGUGGCUCAGUGACGUUUUGGUGGCCUGGAUGGGACCUGGCACUUGGCUGGGGUGGGAAGGGAGAACAGGCAGAGCCUGGCACCUCCACAGGGGUAUAAAGGGAAGGAUUUGGGAGUUUCUGGGGUUGGAGCUAAUGGCUUAUUCCCAUUCUCCUCAACGCUGCUUUGAUGCAGGUGAGGCACAGCCCAGGCCCCCCCCUUGGAUUUGGGGGGCUGGGGAGCCUCCCUGCUGCAAACCAUAAAUGCUGCCUUAAACCAUGGUCCUGCUCUAUGACAUAGAGGACAAUCAGCUUCUUAUACUACAGAAACCUUAUUUAAAUAUUUCAUGUCAAGAGACAUGAACCGGUUGGGUGGGGGGUCGUGUUUGUUUUUGUAUGUUACUUGUAAAAGGGAGCACUCAAUAAACUGGAUCUCAUUACUCA